AUGGUAGUCUCGCGAAAACGGAUGCAGAAGCUGGUCAAAAUAGUUGCUAUAGCUGGGCUAUUAGUGUUUUUGUUGACGCAUGCGGGAUCGUACUUGAGCCCUGAUAUGAGUGUGGACCAAUAUGCGGGAGCGUUGAAGGAAUACGUUGACAAAUACAAGGAAGAUCACGAAAAGGCGGUGGUUGACGAUAAGACGGUGGGUAGUGGGGAGGAAGUAGGAGCGGGAAUUGGGUCCAAGCCUGUGAGCAAUGGUAAGACGGAAGGAUCAGGGUCGAGCGGGAAGAAUUCGAAGGUUUCCUCUUCUUCUGGAGAGAGAGAGUUGCUCAAGUCGUUUUUCGGACGUGCGUUCCAGUACGUGAAAGAGUAUGGACCAGAGGGAGUUAACACGCCUAAUUAUGACCCCAAUUGUAAUCUCAAGGGCGAUAUUGGAUACAGGAAGGAUAAUGUGAACGAGUGGUGGAAACUUACCGGUAAGGAGCUAUCGAAUUGUUUGAAGCUUACAAAGAAACAGAUCGCGAUGCUCAAGGACGGACAUACCAACUAUGUGCGUGCGAUUAACGAGAUGAAGCUUCCGGCAAAUGCGUACAGUGGUGAUGGUAUUGUUACCGUUGGUGGUGGGAAGUUCUCGAUUAUGGCAUUUUUGAUUAUCAAGACGGUGAGAAAUUUCGGAACCACUUUACCUGUGGAAGUGUUUAUCCCUCCCAAUGACGAAGGAGACGACGAGUUCUGCAACGUGUUGCUUCCAAAAUACAAUGCGAAGUGUAUCUAUCUCUCGGAUGUGCUUCCAGACGAUGUGAUCCAAAAGACAGAGUUCAAGGGCUACCAGUUCAAGUCUUUGGCCAUGAUUGCGUCGAGUUUCCGGAACUUGUUGCUAUUAGAUGCCGAUAACUUCCCUAUCAAACCUUUGGACAAUAUAUUCGACGAGAAGGUUUACAAGGAGAACGGGCUUGUUCUAUGGCCGGACUUCUGGAGACGUACUACGCACCCUGUGUACUAUGAUAUCGCGAACAUUCCGCUAUCCUACCAAAGAGUGCGCAACACGAUGGACGACGUCACGCCUCCAUCCGUUUACACCCAGGAUCUAAGCGAUUUGUCCAAGGUCCCAUUACACGACUUGGAGGGCACCAUUCCAGAUGCCUCCACUGAAUCCGGCCAAAUGAUGAUAAACAAGGUGCAGCACAUCCGUACUGUCCUACUAUCACUGUACUACAACGCUUAUGGGCCUUCGUGGUACUAUUCCAUUUUCUCGCAGCGUUCUUCCGGAGAAGGUGACAAGGAAACGUUCAUCGCGGCAGCCAACCACUACGGCUUGCCCUUCUACCAAGUCCGCUCCGAGCCUACCGUGGACGGCUACCACAAGGCAAACGGCGAAGGGUUCCGUGGGGUUUGUAUGUUGCAGCACGAUUUCGCGCAAGAUUACGACAGAUACCUCUUGGCACAAAAGGAAAUCAAACAGAAGUACGCCAACAAGCCUGCGUCCUACGAUCCGGACUACAAAUACCAGGAGAGCUACCUAGAAAAAUACUUCAGCGUUGACUCUGCUGACGUUAUGUUUGUACACUCCCACUUGCCCAAGUUCGAUCCAGUUGGCCUUGCCCUAACCAAGGAUUUAAUCGAAAACGGUAAGCACAUCCGGUCGUACAGAAACCUACAGAGAAUGCACGGCUACGACUUGGAAUUGGAGGCGUUCAAGACCUUCAAGGAAUACGUAUGCAAGACAAGAGUCCACUUCAAGUAUUUCGAAAAGGCUGUCAAAUCAGAAUCGGAAUGGACUACCAUCUGCAACUACGUUGAUGAAAGAUUGCAAUACUUGAAACAAAGUCAUGCAGACGCCCUAGAGGGAAAGUUUUGA
Messenger RNA from Kluyveromyces marxianus DMKU3-1042, 1851 nucleotides. RefSeq names its product alpha-1,2-mannosyltransferase MNN2 (gene MNN2). Gene Ontology annotation, cellular component: Golgi apparatus. Bases 1 to 1851 code for a protein of 616 amino acids. Gene Ontology annotation, molecular function: alpha-1,2-mannosyltransferase activity. The transcript has a single exon. Lineage: Eukaryota; Fungi; Ascomycota; Saccharomycetes; Saccharomycetales; Saccharomycetaceae. The record is from RefSeq and is a predicted model, not a curated record. Gene Ontology annotation, biological process: mannan biosynthetic process.